CACAAUCCAAACUCGACGUUCGCGACAUCCCCCGCACAAUUCAACUCUACCUGCUCAUUGGAAAUUACACAAAAACAAACGGAUACGCGAUGGCACUCCUCGGCACGAUUGCUGGUUUCUCAUUAUUCGGUCUUGCAGCGCGUUUCGGGCAGCUCGCAAUAAAGAAGAGAAAUCUCAUGGAGAACCUCGGCGGACAUGCACUGUCAAUGGCCGCUUUUGGUUACGUUGGAUAUUGGGCAUAUCAGUGGGACGAACGUGCGGCGGUUAUGCUUGCGCAGAAGCGUGCGGAGAUUACUGAACGGAGAGAACGGAAGUUGGCGCAAGCUGCGUAAUUUAUUAAGAUUUUGGUGUGGAGGUUGAUCGUGACGUAUGAGGGAUACCAGCUUCGUUUAUGGAGUGUACUGUGCAUAUUAGGUAUCUUUCGACACUGCGCUGGAUGUUAGACCUUGUGGUUAUUAAGC
Messenger RNA from Suillus plorans, 461 nucleotides. RefSeq lists its product as uncharacterized. The record is from RefSeq and is a predicted model, not a curated record. The transcript has 4 exons. The coding region runs from base 90 to 332 and encodes 80 amino acids. Lineage: Eukaryota; Fungi; Basidiomycota; Agaricomycetes; Boletales; Suillaceae.